Molecule: messenger RNA, 2194 nt
Organism: Cottoperca gobio
Lineage: Eukaryota; Metazoa; Chordata; Actinopteri; Perciformes; Bovichtidae
Product: potassium channel subfamily K member 1-like
Exons: 3
Coding region: 81-1130 (349 amino acids)
Biological process (GO): stabilization of membrane potential; potassium ion transmembrane transport
Cellular component (GO): plasma membrane
Molecular function (GO): outward rectifier potassium channel activity; potassium ion leak channel activity
Source: RefSeq, a predicted model, not a curated record
GAAGUCACUAUCAAAAAAAAGUUAAAGCUAAAGCUAAAGUUGUUGAUAAAUCAGCGUGCCAUUAACUGGAAAGUGGAGGGAUGGUUCUCAGCUGUUCCAACGGCAGGUGCGUUCGGUUUGUGGAUCGACACCAGUCCGCGCUGAAUUUUGCGUUGCUGGUUUUUGGUUACAUCUUUUACCUCAUAAUCGGCGCCGGGAUCUUCUCCGCCAUCGAGCUGCCCUACGAGCAGGAGCUUCGCCAGGAGCUGAAAGAGGCCAAGCAGGACUUCCUGAGCAACAACACCUGUGUGUCCCACGCGCGCCUCGAUGAGCUUUUGGCCCGCGCGCUAGAGGCCAGUAACUAUGGAGUGUCCGUGCUGGGAAACGACACCAACCGAAACUGGGACUUUGUGUCCUCCCUGUUCUUCACCAGCACCGUGCUGACCACAACAGGUUAUGGCCACUCAGUUCCUCUCUCAGAUGAAGGGAAGGCCUUCUGUAUCUUCUACUCCCUCUUUGGCAUCCCCGUUACCCUCUUCUUCCUCACUGUUGUGGUGCAGAGGAUCAUGGCCGUGGUGAGUCAACGUCCAGUGUCCUAUUUCCACCGUCGAUGGGCCAUGUCUAAAUCAAAGCUAGCCGCCAUACACGCUACCUGCCUAGCCAUCAUCGUUGCCCUGCUCUUCCUCGUCAUCCCUGCGUGGAUUUUCGUCAGCCUGGAGAAGGACUGGGACUUUCUGGAGUCUCUGUAUUUCUGUUUCAUCUCUCUGACGACCAUUGGCCUUGGGGAUUAUGUCCCCGGACAGACCCACAGUAAAGAGGCCAACCAACAUCCACAUCUCUACAGGCUGGCCAUUACUAUCUACUUGCUUCUGGGCUUGGUGUUUGUCCUGGUGGUGCUGGAGACGUGUUGCGAGCUUCCCCAGAUGAAACACUUCAGACAGAGGUUCUACCAAGAAAAGGUUCGGGAGCUGGACUCCGAGACGACCAACAUCAUCAGCAGCGACCAGCUGAGCGAACCCUCGGAUCACAUGACAAAUCACCUACGAGUCAUCCCUUCUGUGUCAGAACAGGCUGCGUACUUACAGUGGGACAGCAAGUCAACGCCUUACACCGCUGUAUCAGCAUCUAAUGUGAAUGGCAAACUUCAAUGAUAGUCUUGAAAACAAUGUUUUUGAAGGGACCGGGCUAUAAACUUGUGCUCCAUUUGUGGCUGCUCAGGACAUACCGGCUUUGGCCUUUAAAUGUGUAUGCGUAUAUAAGGAGCCUGAGUACACUUGUGUGCAAAUCUACAUGUAAACUGGGUCACUUAAUCACUUAAAAUGGCAUUAAGUCAUUGCCAUUAUCUCCAGACAUUUGUGGCAUAAAAGCAGGCACCACCCACAGACUAUCAAGAUGGCAUUGUUUUCUUGAUCUCUCCUGUAGCUCCAUUCCUUGCAGAUAAGAGCUUGAUCUGUGACAAGGAGGAAGGGCUGGGCUCCCAAACGGAGGGAAACUCCACAAGGUUCCACUUCCUGCCAAAGUCUUUAUGCCGUAAUGCCAAAGCGGCAGAGUUUACUCUAGAGGAUUACACACCCGCUCUUAGCAUUUCAUACAAUCUAUGGUGGUAUUUGCAUAGGCAAGCAGCACCAGGGGAAUCAGAUGCACCAUCAGUGGACCUACUGUACAUUAUUUGCAAGAUUUACAAGAGAAAGAUUAUCCAUAAUAGUUGGGUGGACAAUAUAAUGCAAAACAGUUCAACAGCACCACAAACUUCAGCCUUCAUAAUGACCAUACAGUUGAUUUACCACAAAACUGUUUGUUUUGAGUAUUAUGACUUUAAUGAAGGGAAGAUUUAUUGCAGAACUGUUAGUUUAUUUGUUUCAGCUAGAUGUACCUAAUAAACUGGCCACUGAAUGUAUUUUAUUGAGGUAAAUAUACUGUAGUGCGUGUCCUUCGCCACUAGAGGGAGGCACUUUCAUUUUAUACACAACAUAUUUUCUUGAGGUUUGUUGUUACUUGGAUUUUAUCUCUCAUGCUGCUCAGGGGUGACUUUCAUAAACAUGUAAUUCUACAAGAAUGUGUCAUUGUUGCAUCUGAAGGGUGAUAGAGCAUGUUGUAUUGUGUUAUCCAUUUUACUCACUAGCUAGCAAAACUUGGUUAUGGUAGUUUUAAAAAAAUAAAAUAAAAUUCCAAUUAGCUUUCUGGAUAAAGUGUAAAUAAAUCAAGCAACAUUAAA